Molecule: messenger RNA, 1273 nt
Organism: Ceratosolen solmsi marchali
Lineage: Eukaryota; Metazoa; Arthropoda; Insecta; Hymenoptera; Agaonidae
Product: maspardin
Exons: 6
Coding region: 357-1244 (295 amino acids)
Source: RefSeq, a predicted model, not a curated record
GCCUGUAAAUUUAUAAUAAGGUGGUGGGAAAAUCGCUUACUAGCGCUAUCCACAUGCUCGACAUUAGUAGAUAAUUUUCCAGUCGAUCGACGCGGGUACGUAACUAUGUAUCAACAUCAUUUUAAUUUGAAAGCUGGCGGUCGUUCUGCUAUUUACGAGGAUAAUGCCAUACGCCGAGUCGCCGAUUUCUUUAUUUCCAAAAUUUUCUGAUUUUCACUGAAAAUUCUAAGAGACUAUCAAUAUUUGAUCGAGACUUGUUCGUAACAUAACCUAACGAAGGGAUACUAAUGUAAUAUUUCCUUCGUCUCGGCUUGCGAUAAGGAAAGCAUACGACGAAAGCUAAUAAGAGGACAAAUAUGUCGUGCGCCAGUGAAUUGUCAAGAUCUCAUGAGUACCAAAGUUUUCGAAGCUCCGUACCUCUUCGAAAAAUUGUUGUCGACUCUGAUGGUAUGAAGGGAUGGAAAGUAUACGAUUCAAGUCCAAAGACUAUUAAAUGUCCAAUUAUUUGUCUUGCUCCAGUCAGUGGAACUGCUGACAUCUACUUCAAACAAAUAUUAAGUCUAUCUGCUAAAGGCUACAGAAUUAUAUCCGCUGAACCACCAGUUUACUGGAAUGUAAAAGAAUGGUGCGAUGGAUUUAAAAAGUUGUUAGAUUACAUGGAGUUGGAUAGAGUUCAUUUAUUUGGUGCAUCAUUGGGUGGUUUCCUUGCUCAAAAAUUUGCUGAAGUCAACGCACACUGUCCAAGAGUAGUUUCUCUAAUUUUAUGUAACACUUUCACCGACACCUCAGUGUUCAGCUAUAAUGACUCUGCUGUUGUAUUUUGGAUACUACCAUCGCUUGUUUUAAAAAAAAUGGUGAUGGGAAAUUUCGAAACAGAAAAGGUUGACAAUGAAAUGAUCGAUGCUAUUGAUUUUAUGGUCGAAAGAUUGGAAAGCCUCAGUCAACCAGAACUAGCAUCUCGAUUGACAAUAAAUUGUGUAAGAUGCUACGUUCAGCCUCAAAAAAUUUGUCACUUGCCAAUUACAAUAAUGGAUGUGUUCGAUGAAUAUGCUUUAUCAAAUGAUGUGAGAGAAGAAAUGUAUAAAUGCUAUCCCAAUGCCAAACUAGCUCACCUAAAAAGUGGUGGUAAUUUUCCGUACUUAAGCAGAUCUGCAGAAGUGAAUUUACACUUACAGGUAAUGAAUAAUAUUAAUUAUAAAACGAAUUCUAAACAAAGAAAUAAUGUUUAUGCAAAGAUGCAUUGAUACUAAUGCAAAAAGUUUUGGCUCUUAAA